AACAUAUAUGAGGGGUGCAUUUCAUGAAAGGUCCUGUCUGGCUUUUUAUCCAACGUAGUCCUGUUUCAUCCUACAAUUUCCAUGGUAACAGUGCUUCUCAGCCAAUCAAAAUGAAGGAAAGUUUUUAGAUCUGACAACUUAUCAGACAUAAAAUAAUGAUGAAACGCUUCCCAGGUCUGAACGAGAUCGGAGCCUGGGUUUAGCAGACUAGAUGCGAGACAGCGCCCACUUCCAUCCCAAAACACUCCCACUAAAUACACACUCGAAUUACACAGGAUUUGCAAUGGGAUUUUCAUGUGACGAGUCAAUAGGAUCAGCUGUGCGAUGAGUGCCUAUUUUUGGCACGCCGUAAACUAUAGCUGAUACAUAUCACGUACAUGUAGCAUACUUUGUGGAUCCAGGCUUACGAAACUACGAAUCAUUCCCGCGUUUCUCGCUUAAAUUUGUGUUAUAAAAUCACCUUUUCAUCAACAUGGAUGGUACGAAAACUGAUGGCAACAUGAACAAAAGGCCUCAUCCAGACGAAGCUGGUGGCGAUUUUGAUACCAAGCUGAAAAAAGCGUACCUUGGCAACAGUAACAGCUACAGGAAGGAAGAUGCUGAUUCCUGUACGUCCAUCAUGUUUGGACUCAAGGAGGAGGUUGGCGUCCUGGCCAAAACGCUCAAACUCUUUGAGGAGAGAGGGGUAAACCUCACCCACAUUGAGUCUCGGCCAUCCAAGAGAAUGCCGGGAAGCUAUGAGUUCUUGGUGACCAGUGAAGCACCACAGGCGGAACUUGAGGAAACCCUCGACAGCCUCAAGGAUAGGGUCACUUACCAUCAGAUUCUGUCCCGGUCUCAUGACACCAAGGAUUCAGUUCCAUGGUUUCCCAGGAAGAUCAAAGAUUUGGAUGAGUUUGCCAAUCAUAUCUUGAAUGCUGGAGGAGACUUGGAAUCGGAUCAUCCAGGCUUUACUGAUCCAGUGUACAGAGAACGCAGAAAGUAUUUCGCUGACAUUGCUUACAAGUACCGUUACGGCAACCCCAUUCCCCGAGUGACCUACACGGACGUUGAGAUCAAGACCUGGAACACCAUCUUCGCACAGCUGACGAACCUCUUCAAGACCCAUGCCUGCCAGGAGUUCAACUAUGUCUUCCCACUGCUCAUGGAGAACUGCGGCUAUCAACACAAUAAUAUCCCGCAGCUGGAAGAUGUCUCCAAUUUUCUCAAGGACUGUACGGGAUUCACCUUGCGCCCUGUAGCAGGUCUUCUGUCCUCCAGAGACUUCCUCGCUGGUCUGGCUUUCCGUGUUUUCCACAGCACCCAGUAUAUCAGGCAUCCUAGCAAGCCUAUGUACACCCCAGAACCAGAUGUCUGCCAUGAGCUUCUUGGACAUGUGCCUCUCUUUGCUGAUCCUAAGUUUGCCCAGUUCUCACAGGAGAUUGGCCUUCUGUCCCUCGGAGCUCCGGAUGAAUACAUUCAGAAACUUGCCACAUGUUAUUGGUUCACCGUUGAGUUCGGACUGUGCAGACAGAAUGGUCAAGUCAAAGCUUAUGGAGCGGGAUUACUCUCUUCAUUUGGAGAAUUGAAGUAUUGUUUGAGUGACGAGCCUGAGGUUCGACCUUUUGACCCCGAGAAGACCUCGGUCACCGAUUAUCCCGUUUGUAAGUUCCAGCCCAUAUACUACCUGGCGGAGAGUUUUGAAGAUGCGAAGGAAAAACUCAGAACCUGGGCGAAGAAGAUUGAACGGCCUUUCAGCGUUCGCUACAACGCCUACACCCAGUCUGUGGAGGUGCUUGAUCAGAAAGAAUCCCUCAAAGAUAUGAUCACCGGCAUUAAAGGUGAACUGAGCAUCCUGAAUGAGGCUUUGGACAAGAUCAAUUAGAGGAGGGGUGAGCAAGAUAUCCUUUUCAGAGGGACCAAAUUUUGUAUAUUCCUACAUCUAAUACAAGCACAAAUUGUAAUAUGACACAAAAUGUAUAUUUUGUUUUAUCUUAAAAAAAUUUGUAAUAAAUAGGUUUUUUUUCACAAGAACAACUUUUGCAUUCCCAUCAAGAUAUCCAUUGAUUUUAUGUUGUGAAAAGUUUAUGUUUGUCCUCAAUCAUUCCUUUUUUAUGUUUUGGCCUGAAAUAGUAAUGUAAUGCCUCGAUCAGUCAAUACGACUGGUGGAGGUUAGGUUUUAACAUUCAUUAUUUCAACAUUCAUUGGUUUUGUUACGAAAGAUAAUGCUAUCAGUGGUAUCAGGUGGAUGAGUAUGAUUCAUUUUUUUAGUAGAAUAACAAAUUAGGUAGUAAUGUUCAAAUGUCCUCAUAUUUAAUCUCGUUUCGAUUAAAUUUUUAUAUGUAUUUUGUUGAAGUGAGUGAGGUAAGAUUGUACAUUAAGUUCAUUCUAUACAACUUCCUUUUUUUACUAAUUCAGUUUAUAUUCAUAUAUUUUUUGAAAAAAACCCUGAUGAAAUUGGUUGAAUAGGCUGAAAUUCAAGUCUACAUGAAUAUAUACUGUCAUAAAAAUGGGAAUAUGGAGUAUUCAAAUGCUUAUUAUUGUAAAAAAAGGAAAAGAAAAAUGUAUGUUAUCAAAAUAAUCAUUAUACAGACUAUAUAUUUCCCCAUAUAUAUAUACUCUACAGUGUGCUUCAAUAUUACCUUUUUUGUUUUGUUUUGCCAUAUGUACAGUGUAUACAUAUUUCUCUAUCUCCUAUUUUGAAAAUUUUCUUUAAAAGAGUUUUGAAUCAAUUGUGAAACUUACAAAAUGCAAGUUAAUCGAGAAAUAUCUUGAGCUGUGCAUGCAUUUCAAAUUAUGUUGCAGUACAUUCUAUUGAGAUCUAUGUAGAAUAGUAAGAAUCGUGAAAUUAACUCUCACAGAAUCGAUGGAUUUACUUUCUCAAACCAGGAUUGGCGAAUUCUUAGGGAAUUUAGGUAUUUCCCCCCAGGGUGGGGGAUACUGGGAAAGAAACGUGUAGAGGUUGGGAAGUAUGUUAGAUGUACAGGGAAAUGCUGGAAUAUGCUUGAGAAACACCCAAGGCCGUAUUCUAAAAAAAAUUAAAGAAAAAUAAUUUUGUAUCUUCAGAGUCACAAUACAAUCCAUAUUAUGAAAAUUUAUGUAUCUUUUCUUGUAAAUUUUCACCUAACUUUCGCUGAGCGCGUAUGAUGUCAGAGUUAGAAUUAUGCGUAAAGUUAAAACGGCGCAAAAUAUCUCUGUGCGCAAGAUAACAUAUGGAGAUAAGAGGUAUUCUGAAAAUUCUCUUGUCUUUGCAUUCUGUUAACUUCCUUGCAAAACACAAGAAAAUUUACAAGAGGUACAUGUAGGGGGCUAUUGUAGCUUAAUGUUUGCAUGCAAUAUUUUGUCUGCAACAGUAAUUUCUUCCUGCAUCCCACAAGAAUAUCAUGCUUUUACAAAAGGAGACAUUCCAAGGACAUAACGACGGAUUGGUAGACUUUUCAGCAAUUAAAAUUGGCAUUUGAGAUGAUGAAUCUUUUCAAAGAAAAUAUGUCUUUGAGAACAGCCGUGUGUUUUUUUAGCACAGAAGCGCACAAGCAUAAGCGUCUGGGCGCAAGGAAAUUACGCAUCAUAUCAGUAAUGCGCACAAUUAUUUUUCAGAAGAGACGCUUAUAUUGAUUGGUUGAUGAUAAAAUAUUGGGCAUGAAAUAGGGGACGUCCUUACAGAGAUAAGACAAUUUUCAGAAUACCGAUUUGAGACAAUUUUGGCAAGCUGUUAUCUUGCUGAGUUACAAGAAUAUUAAAGGCAAUUUUCAGAAUACCAGAAUACUCUUGGUAAUACCUGAAAAUAUUCGUAAUAUUUCUCUGCAUUUUCAAGUCAUUCCCAUUUUCCUGAAAAACUACUGAGGCAGCAUUUGCCAGUAUUAAUCAACUGUAUUUCCCACUCCGACCAACCUUGACUAAAAUGUGAAUUGAGAAUAAACAUAUUUUAUGUCAUAUUGGCUUUUUUUUCCUGGAAGCUACACUUUUCCAUUAUGAAGUAAAAGUCAAAUUUCUAGCAACCACAGACAUCUGUUUCACAUUGGUAAGGUUAAUUUACACUUUACUAGAGUUUAAAAAGCAAGUUCAUGUGGUUUAUUUUGUGGUCUGAAAACAAAAACGAUUUGACUUUAUAUGGAAGUCUUCUAAUUCACACUCGACUGUAUUAAAGUAUGUAUAAUGUACCCGUCCAUUGUGAUUUUUUAGUCAUGGAAAAAUUGGUUCUGCAAAGUGAUGAAAAUAUGAAAGAUCUCAUGAUUAUUGUAUCCUCUUACUCCUAAAAGCAACGCAUUGAUAUGACUAGGGUAUUACAAAGUUUAGUUUUUAGACGGUAUUGUGUGUGGUUAUGUCAGGCUGAUAAUGUACAUGUAGUAUUGUAGUUUGCAGCUUAAUUUUAUUAUGGUGUGCAGCUGUUUAUGAUUAUUGGCAGCUAUAAAUCAUUAUUCAUUUAAGAGUUUUUAAUUCAUAGUAUCAUAUUUGUGUAUAAAGAUAUAGGAUAUACUGCAUGAGAAAAUAUUUUUUUGCCUAAAUGGAGAAUACAUUACUAAGGGUGUAUUUUGUUCAGUACAUGGAGAUGAAUAUACCCAAAUUCACUUUCAUAUGAAAACAAUAGUAAGGUGUACAUGUAUGAAAAAGGUUCACAUUUCAAUACGAACUUAAAGGACAAG
Messenger RNA from Lytechinus pictus (painted urchin), 4622 nucleotides. RefSeq names its product protein henna-like. The transcript is spliced from 13 exons. Gene Ontology annotation, biological process: L-phenylalanine catabolic process; L-tyrosine biosynthetic process. The coding region runs from base 473 to 1864 and encodes 463 amino acids. NCBI's taxonomy places the organism in Eukaryota, Metazoa, Echinodermata, Echinoidea, Temnopleuroida, Toxopneustidae. The record is from RefSeq and is a predicted model, not a curated record. Gene Ontology annotation, molecular function: iron ion binding; phenylalanine 4-monooxygenase activity.